GGAAAGACAGGGAGUGCGCUACGGGGAAAAAUAGACAAACACUUGCGUUAUUGGAAGCAUCGGUUUUAUGCGUAACCGCGCAUUACGCAUUGUUAGCAGUCGGCGUGAAAGACUUUAUGUCCACUAGUUAUUCUGGCAGAGCACAAGCCACGUUUGUUCAUCACAAAGUGAAGUUGCCCGUAUUCUCCACGUUUAGUUAAUAUAGUAAAAAUUGUCCUGGCAUCAGUGUUACUUUGAGCUUGAUGCUGAUAUAAAAGCUGCAAACGGAUGUGAGGAAGGAGUGCUUGGAAGAGACUCAACCCCCCUUUUCUUUCAAUUCCUCUGUUUCUUUUUGUUUGGUUUAACAAUAGAGCGGGAGAGAGAGACAGGGAGAGUGAGGGAGGGAGAGCGAGCAAUCGAGAGAGAGAGAGAGAGAGAGAGAGAGAGAGAGAGAGAGAGAGAGAGAGAGAGAGAGAGAACUCACACAGACGCUGAACCUGUUUUCAUGCCGUCAGUCUUGCGGACUCUGAGAUGGACGUGAGAUUUUAUCCUACACCUCCUUCAAGCGUGGGUUCAUGUACGUUACCUACUGACUCCAGCCUUGCCUCUUUGGACUAUUACCACUGCAACAAGAGUAGAUACGUAGCAGGAGAUCGUGGUGUUAGGCUCUACGGCGGCUUGCCCGUGAGGCCCAACCCCGACGGGAAGAGGCUGCCCUCUGCAGGGUUUGACGCAGAAACCAUGUACAUGAAUGAGAACAACCAAGAGUUUCUUUCUCCCAGUCAGAACUACUCAGCUCAGGGAGGCGGCACCGGCAACGGCGGUGGCAGCGGCGGGCCAGGCGACGAGGACUACGAGAUUCCCCCCAUCACCCCACCCAACCACCCGGAGCCCCCCCUGCUUCACCUGAUGGACCCCGAGGCUGGCUACUUGUGCCACUCCCUGCCCCAUAACGGGCUGAUCAACCCUUACUCCUACCCGGAGCUGCCAGCCCUCAUGAUGUCUAACAUGCUGGCCCAGGACAGCCACCUGCUCAGCCAGGCGUCCUCGAUCCAGGAGCUGUCUCGUCAGGACCACCACCUCCCCCAUUUCCCCCAUGUCCGCUCUCACCACCCCCCCACCAUGCUAAGCAGGCCUCCUCCUCCUAGGAUACUGCCCCACCCCAUGAGCGCCCUGUCCCAGCUCAGCUCCCAGAUUGGCCGCCAUGGUGGCCCCCACCACCCCCACGGGGGCCCCCACCACCCACACGGUUCCCCCUCUCCGCCAGGAAGUAAAUCAGCCACGCCCUCUCCCUCAAGCUCCGCCCAGGAAGAGGAGGCAGAAUACCACUUUAAGCUGACAGGAGAGAAGAGGCCCUCCUCCGAGAUGAACAAGCCCAAGCCCAAGCCGCAGAAGAAGAAGAAGAAGAAGGACCCCAACGAGCCGCAGAAGCCGGUGUCGGCCUACGCCCUCUUCUUCCGGGACACCCAGGCGGCCAUCAAGGGCUCGAACCCCAACGCCACCUUCGGGGACGUCUCCAAGAUCGUGGCCUCCAUGUGGGACAGCCUCGGGGAGGAGCAGAAGCAGGCGUACAAGAGGAAAACAGAGGCAGCCAAGAAGGAGUACCUGAAAGCCCUGGCAGCCUACCGAGCCAGCCUGGUUUCCAAGAACUACAAUGACCCGGUGGAACCCAAGAGCUCCCAGUCGAGCCAGCCCUCCCACAUGAUGCCACCCAACCCGCCACUGUACAGCGUGCCGCCCCAGCCCUCCUCCCCGUACCUGGGGCCCAGCCCCUUCCCGCUGCCCGACCCCCUGCAGAGCUACGGGGCCCAGCGCCACGGGCUCCCCCGGCCCCUGGGCCAGCCCUCCAUGCUCCCCCUCAGUGCCUCUCCCCCUUCCUCCUUCCAGAUCAGCCCCCCUCUCCACCAACAGCUCUCGCUGCACCAGGGCUCCCUCCUCAACCAGCCAAUCCGCAUGCAGCAGGUCCAGUCACAGUCGGGUCUCAUCUCACACCAGAUGGGGCUGCAGCCCGCCCUCCACUCCCCGCCUCCGGGCCAGCAGGGAUUCUCUCACCUACAGUCUGAGUACCAGAAGAGUGUCGGGGGCUCCCAGUCCCCAGGGGCCCCCAACCCCGGGGUGGGCCAGAACCAUGACUGGGAUAGUGAGUACUGCAAUCGGGAGUGUGGAGGAAACCACUGCAGUGGCAGCAUGCUAGCCAGGGAUAAGCCACUCUACCUCACUUGAAGCGGAGCAGAGGGAACUAGAGAGAGGAGCUUGAUGCCAGGGAGUCCACACCCCCUCGACCCCCCACUUGCCCCCUCGCCACCCCCCUCCCUUCCCCUCAAAACAUCUUCUUCGCUUUUCUUUUUUUCCCCUCAGUGUCAUUUUUUUUCAUUCGUUUUUUGUUUUUUAAUUUUGUUUGAUUUUUUUUAGAAGGAUGUGUGCGAAAAAUUCUGAAGACUACUAGUGAUACUCUUUUAUUUUGCCAAGCACUUAAUGUACAGGCUUCUCAUGGGGAGCCUACGAGCACUCAUCUAAAAAAAAAUGACAAAAAAGUAUAUAUAUGAAAAAAAACAAACAACGUACCAUGGAAACACCCCUCAGGGGUCACUGAGCUUUAAUUGAAAUAGAAGAAACUCUUUAUUAGUUCGUUUUUAUUUUUCUCUUCCUCUUCCUCUUCCUCUUUCUCUUUCUCGCUCUCUUCUUCCUCUGUCUUUCUCUACAUUGCAUUGUUUUUAUUUAUUUCUUGCUUGCUUACAUGCUCUCUCUUGCCAAUAAUUGGUCCCGUGCUGUAGGAGCUUGCUCUUCUGAGCAGGUCCACACAGGCCUUUAUAUAACUGUAGGUUUUACUAGAUGGUCUGUGAAUUUUAACAAAGAUGGCAAAAAGAAAAAAAUAAAUAGAUGAAUAAAUGAAUAAGAAUAAAAAUGUUUUUUUUUCCUUUUCCUUUUUUCAUUUUAAAGACCUUAUAAGGUCUUUAAUGAGCUGUCACAGUGUGAUUGUAAAUAUCACUUUUUUGAUCAAAUUGGGGGAUUAAAAAAAGUCCAGAAAUUUCUUUUAGUAAGACUUAUUACUCAUUGAUUUGUAUUUUAAAUAGUCUUUGUGUGGGGGGAGACUGUGUUUGUGCUUGUGUACCCUGCGUACAUAACCCAGGCAUACACACACAGAAAUGCUUGUGUGUGUAUAUGUGUAUGUAUGUGUGUGUAUGUGGCUGUGUGUGACUGUGAGAGGGAAUGGCAGUGAGUGUGUGUGUGUGUGUAUGCGUGUGUGCAUGCGUGAGUGUGCA
Molecule: messenger RNA, 3242 nt
Organism: Engraulis encrasicolus (European anchovy)
Lineage: Eukaryota; Metazoa; Chordata; Actinopteri; Clupeiformes; Engraulidae
Gene: tox2
Product: TOX high mobility group box family member 2
Exons: 10
Coding region: 511-2202 (563 amino acids)
Biological process (GO): regulation of transcription by RNA polymerase II
Cellular component (GO): nucleus
Molecular function (GO): chromatin DNA binding
Source: RefSeq, a predicted model, not a curated record